AUGAUAAAACAAUUUCACGAUGAGGAUUUUAUUGAAGAGCUAAAAUCAUUAUCUGUUGAAACUAAAGAUCAUGAAGCGAUUUCACAGGCUUUAUUUGGACAAAUUAUGAACAUUUUAAAUGAAGUUUUGGAGGUUAAUGAUAAUUUUAAAUCUUAUACGAAUGAUGUCAAAGAGAUAAUCGAUCAGCUAGAAGUUGAAUUGAAAGAUGCUGAAAAUAAAGAACAAGAAGUGUUAAAUUUAUAUCGUAAAAUUAAACCAAAACUCUGGAAAAGAGCCCUUAAAUUUGGAUCGACUGGUUUGGGAACGUUUAUAUCACCAGAAAUGGCAAUUUAUUAUGCAAUUGCUGCAAUUUUGUUUUUAUUAGAAGAUUGUAACAGAUGUAAAAAUGCAACAAAACAAUUAAUCUUAGCCAAUGUUGCAACUGAAUUAAUCAAAAAUAAACAAGAAUUAAAAGAUGAAAAAGCUGGAUCAAUCAAAGAUUUAUCAGUCCUUAUUGAAGCACUCUCAGAGAUUUCUGCAUCACUUACUAAAUACUACAAGAAAAGGAAAUAG
Molecule: messenger RNA, 552 nt
Organism: Dentiscutata heterogama
Lineage: Eukaryota; Fungi; Glomeromycota; Glomeromycetes; Diversisporales; Gigasporaceae
Source: the annotation of a GenBank genome assembly